Messenger RNA from Prorocentrum cordatum, 2913 nucleotides. The record is from the annotation of a GenBank genome assembly. NCBI's taxonomy places the organism in Eukaryota, Dinophyceae, Prorocentrales, Prorocentraceae.
CAAGCACGGCUCAGGCCACCGCCUCUGCGCACAACGGCGGCGCGCCGAGGGCCGAGCUCUCGCCGCGCCGUGCGCCCUUCCGGCCCCCCGGGCACAUGUUCGCGUCGUGCGGCCUGUCGUCGGCGCGGGACCCGGACGCGGGCGUCGCGCAGGAAGUUGGCAGCACGCCACGGGAGCUUGGAGAGUUCACGGAUCGCCAGCUGGCGCAGCUGCGCGACGUCAUCGAGGAGUCCUUCAGGGCCGUGGUCCGGUCGGAGCUCGGGGCGGGCACGGGGGGGCACCAUGAAGCAUGCCACCAGGAUCCUCCUUGUGGUCCCCGGCAUUCCCAAGGCGAAGACCUCGGCGGCGUGGUGGAGUGUAACGGAGGCCAAGCCAGGCACUGCGGGCCCCGUCUUUCGUCAGUCGACGGCUACGUUGCAAAUUCAGCGGGGUUGCAGGGGUCGGAUUGCCCGACUCGGUCGCGGGGAGCGUCAGUCGCCUCAUUCGAGUUGGGCCCGAGGAAGAUUGUGAGAGGUAGGACUGUGGAGGCGAACAACACAGUGAAAAUCCUUGACGAGAUUAGGGGGUCAGGUGGGCCAGUGAAAAUGAAUGGGUCAGAAUUCCCGACGCGGAGUUGGGUUAUGUCGUGGUACAUAGCACUCAAAUGUGCGUGCUUCAGGCUGGUCCACCGCAACCAGUACUUUGAUCCUGUCAUGGGUGUAGUGAUAGUUGCGAACUCGGUGGUCAUCGGUCUCGAGACACAGCUCCGAAUGGACAGUGAAGGUGAGGAGCCUCCACAAUUGUUCUGGAUUGAGUCGUUCUUUCUCGUCUGCUUCGUUUCAGAGCUCAUUGUGCGAUGGUUGUCCGACGGAUCGAAGAACUUAUCCUCUGGUUGGUUCUGGUUUGACUCAUCUCUAGUGGUCACCGGUGUGAUCUACACUUGGAUCAUCAACCCCAUUCUGGCCGCAACUUCCCAGGACGUACCAAUCAUCUCCCAGAUUCUCACCCUGCGGGUGCUCAGAUUGAUGCGGUUGGUCAGGGCAUUGAGGUUGAUGGAGCAGUUCAAGGAGCUGUGGAAGCUCUGCAGUGGGCUCCUCAGGUCGUCCCGCACGAUGCUCUCCGUGUGCCUCCUGGUCUUGAUAGCUGUAUUUGUCUUCGCUUGCCUUGGGAUCGAUCUAAUCAGCACCUCGCCUAAACUCAACAGCAACGAGGAAACGCGAGCGAUCAUCGAGGUUCACUUCUCGAGCCUGAUGGUGACAGUCCUCACCCUGAUGCAGUUCGCCAAUGCCGAUUCCCUCUCGAGCGUAUACUUGCCGCUGUGUACAGAGGAGCCCGCUCUGGUGUUUUACUUCCUGGUCAUGUGGCUCGUCGUGACCGUGGCCCUCAUGAACCUCUCCCUGACAGCCGUUAUCGUCGAGAACGCUAUGGCCAACGGGAAGGAGGAUACGGAGGAGAUGCAACUGCACUUGCGAAAGAAGCUUAAGAAGAUCCUCCCAGAAAUCGACGAAGUGUUCGACAGGCUUGACGUAGACGGUAAUGACAGCCUGGAGAUGGAGGAGUUGGUAAAGGCGGCCGAAGACGGCAAUCUAACCUUUCCACUGGACAUACAGUCCUACGUCGACCCGUACAAGCUCAUUGACCUAUUCGAAUUUCUUGAUUCGGACCGCUCUGGAGUGAUCGAGAGAGCAGAGUUCUUCGACGGCAUCUGUGCCCUCGUAGUGUCGUCCGUGCCCCUGGAGACGACGCAGAUUCUGCAGCUGGUGAGGAAAAGCCACAACGUCCUCGUGGACAUAUGCGCGGAAGUGACGAAACUGUCGGAAGCUUGCCUGACAAGCGACACUGCCCUGUUGCCGCAACGACCAGCAGGGAAACCUUACUGUGUGUUGUGAUCUCCCGAGGGCCGACACGGGGGCGCCGGCUAUAGGGGCAGGCUGGCAGCGCGCGCUGCAGUACACCCAAAAGACAUCUGAAUAAAACGCGUGGGCUUUCUUGGAUUUCAGAAAAGCAACAAUCUUUACUGGGCCGUGGGAGUUCUCUUGGUGCUUCAUUCAUCGAGGAAUGUCAUAUAUCUGGAUCUGGACUGGUGCUGAGGGAAACGCACCAAAAACAACACCAUACAAUCCAUACAUCAUUUAUCGGAGCUCCGCGCGCCCUCCAUCCAUGAUGCGAUUAGGUCGCCAGGAGCGGGUGCGUUGCUACUGCAGCGGCGGUGCGGAACCCGCAGCCCAACAGAGAGGACGAAAGGGUAGCCGAGCAAGGAAGAGGACGCAGGCCCUUACAUCCGACGCUGGGAUCUUCUAGCCGCCGGCGUUUUCGCCAGGCGUGUGCCCCAAGGGCCGUCACAGACCUGUCCAGCCCGAACAGUGGCGCAGAAGGAUGUGGUCGAGGGCCCCUGUCGUGAUUUUUCUGGCAGUGGUUCGUUUAGUGUUCGCGACGCCGGAUCUGAGGGGGCAGCCUGCAGGACGCCGCUGUGCGCACGAUUCGCACGCUGCCGCCGUUGCGGGACCCUGGCAUCCAGCCCCUGCCCGGGGUCUGUGGCGCGGGCCUCCGACCCCUGUAGCUCUGGGCUUGGGCGGCAGGAGGCCGCUGCUGUGUCGAAGUCGUUUCUGGAAACACCCCCCCCUGCAGGGGGCGCAACUCGCCCGUGGAGCGGUAUCGGUACCUCUUGGUUUCCCCAACCGAUUUUGUUUCCAGCUGGCCCAUCUCGCAUCGACUCCGCUUGCUCCGGGCCUCUGUGAGCGGCCCGCCGGAGGGCGCUGCUGGUUCGAAGUAUUUUUUUGUAGAGCUUCCUGGAGGGCGCAAUUUUUCAAAUGCGUGUUUUGUGCCGCCCCAUGUCGCUUUCACUGCUAGGUGCGGCAAGGAUCUGCACCUGCCGUGUGAUGUCGGCGCAGGUGCGCAUCGCCCGGCGUGGUUAAGAGAGGGCUCAACGGAUGA